AUGAAGAAGGAAGGACAGCAGAGUAAGGACGAGCAGGUAGACGAAAGUGUACUGAAAAAAUAUGACAUCGUGCGAAAAAUAGGAAAAGGAGCCUACGGAAUAGUAUACAAAGCCAAGUGUAAAAGGAACAGAAAAAUUGUGGCGGUGAAAAAAAUUUUCGGUGCGUUCCAAAACUCUACGGAUGCACAGAGGACAUUUAGAGAAAUUAUGUUCCUAUACCAACUGAAUGGACACGAUAAUAUCAUCACCCUGAUGGAUGUAAUAAAAGCAAAAAAUGACAACGACAUUUAUUUGGUUUUCGAUUACAUGGAGACGGACUUACACGAAGUUAUAAAAGCAGAUCUGUUGGAAGAAAUACACAAAAGGUAUAUUAUUUACCAGCUGUUGAGGGCACUAAAGUAUAUUCACUCAGGGAUGCUACUCCAUAGAGACAUAAAACCGUCUAACAUUUUACUAAAUUCUGAGUGCCAUAUAAAAGUUGGAGAUUUUGGUUUAGCGAGAAGCAUAUCUACAGAACUGAGUGAAAAUAAAAUUCCCGUUUUAACGGAUUACGUAGCUACCAGGUGGUAUAGAGCCCCGGAAAUUCUAUUAGGAAGUACCAACUACACGGAAGGGGUGGAUAUGUGGUCUCUUGGCUGCAUCAUGGCGGAGCUUCUACUUGGCAGACCGCUCUUCAGAGGCAACUCCACGAUGAACCAACUUGAAAAAAUCAUACAACUUAUUGGCAAGCCAACCAAAAAAGACAUGGAAGAUAUAAAGUCCCCCUUCACAGAUACUAUUAUUUCCUCCUUUGUGGAUAUUAAGAGAAAAAAUUUUUCAGACAUUUUUUCCAAAGCUUCCGUUGAAGCACUUGACCUGCUGAAACAACUCCUACAGUUCAAUCCUACCAAACGGAUCAGCGCAGAGAACGCUCUACGACACAAGUACGUGGAGCAGUUUCACUCAAUCAUCGAUGAACCCGUCUGCAGACACAUCAUUACCGUCCCCGUGGAUGACAGUACUAAGUACAGAGUCAGCUUCUACAGGAAUAUUGUCUACUACGAUAUUAUGCGCAGGAAGAAGUAUUACCCUGGGGGGCGCAGCUUUGAGGGGGAAGGAAAAAUGGCAGAUACGCCUUCCGGUAGGGGCAUCUCCAGUGUAGAAUCAAGGGGAAAUCCCCCUCAGGAAGACCAACAAGGGGAAAUGUUCCCCCCCACGGUGAGCACCAACAAGGGGAAGACACAACCAACCGCAUCUCCCCAAAUGGAGGACGGCACAACGAGGAUCACCUCGCACAACGGAAAAUGUGCCCCCAAAAGUAGGAGCACACAAAGUAUACACGACAGCAAAUCGGCCAACCGUCAACCUAAGAAGAGCAACAAAGGAGAGGGCCCUGUAGAGAGGCACAACGGGAAUGCAACUAAACACCCAAAUGAAAAACAUUACUAUGAGGUAGUUGGUGAGGGUAAAGCGGGUAAAAGAAUCGACCAUUAUGAGUAUAAAGAGAUGAGAGAUGUGCAAGUGGAGAGAACCAAGGCGUCUAACGGAGACGCGGCAGGGAAGCUUCACAAAUGGCCCAAUGAGAGAGGAAAAGCAGUCACCUCAACUGCUUCCGUCAGUGUAACCAAAAGGAACGAUCAUAAGGGAGGGAGUACGGGGGAGAGAAGGGUCGACGCCAAAACUGUGAACGUAAUCAAGGGAGAACACAUGGUCGGGCGUGUAGACAGACAGGCAGACAAAAUGGUGAGAAGCCACUUAAUAAGCGCGUCUGACGUGGAGGCAGUAAAACUGGAUCACCCCAGAAUGCAGCCCCUUCCACCUCAGAGAAAGGAAACGAUAAAGUGGAGGAAACGAAGGAGUGACGUAGGUGCAAUGGCCAGACGUGUUGACUUUUUCGGGGCCCACUGCCACGACGUCACAGCAACUACUGCAGAAAAGAAGAAUUUAAAAAAGUGA
Molecule: messenger RNA, 1935 nt
Organism: Plasmodium coatneyi
Lineage: Eukaryota; Apicomplexa; Aconoidasida; Haemosporida; Plasmodiidae
Product: Mitogen-activated protein kinase
Exons: 2
Coding region: 1-1935 (644 amino acids)
Biological process (GO): intracellular signal transduction; protein phosphorylation
Cellular component (GO): cytoplasm; nucleus
Molecular function (GO): MAP kinase activity; ATP binding
Source: RefSeq, a predicted model, not a curated record